Cynoglossus semilaevis (tongue sole) is the source of this 3291-nucleotide messenger RNA. It is a transcript of the gene dolk, whose product is annotated as dolichol kinase. Gene Ontology annotation, cellular component: endoplasmic reticulum membrane. NCBI's taxonomy places the organism in Eukaryota, Metazoa, Chordata, Actinopteri, Pleuronectiformes, Cynoglossidae. Gene Ontology annotation, molecular function: dolichol kinase activity. The record is from RefSeq and is a predicted model, not a curated record. The transcript is spliced from 2 exons. The coding region runs from base 347 to 1918 and encodes 523 amino acids. Gene Ontology annotation, biological process: dolichyl monophosphate biosynthetic process.
UAAAUGGGGGCUAAUACUUUCUAUUAUCUAUGUGUCUUAACAUUGCCGUAGCCCAUGCCUACCGACGUAAUUUUACGCCGUAUCACGUGACUCAGUUGUCAAAUAUGGCUCCGUCCUGCUGGUUGUGAGUGGAUCGACAGCUGACAAAAGAAAACACAUUCACCAGGAUAAUAUCACAACAUACGGUCGUGUAAAUAUCUCCUCUCCUCUCCGCCAGUGAAAAAUGUCUGCCGAAAGAUGAGGGGUGCCUGACAGAAGAACUGACAGCAGUAAGCGUCAUUGUUGCUGACCAUCUGUCCAGAUCAACCCUCCUCCCACAGCAGUGUGAGCCGACCUCCCUGCAGCCAUGCAGAUCAACCCAGUGCUGGUGGAGUCCACUGUCAUUUUGGCCGUAGUGCUGUGCGUCCACCUGGCUGUCUGGAACCAGCAUUCUUGGUGCAGUGUCGCCCUUGUCAUCCAGGCUUUCUAUGUACAGUACAAAUGGGACCGUCUGCUCAAGUCAGGCGCCGCUGUGUUCCAGUUUCGGCCAGCUGCAAACAGCGGCAUCGUCCCGGCCUCCAUGGUGAUGCCUCUGCUGGGUCUGGCACUAAAGGAAAGGUGCUCUGCCUCAGGGAAUGUCUACUUUGAGCGCUUUUCCAUGGUUAUCACCAUCACAGGCAUGAUGCUGGCUCUGUUUCUCUCUCUCAUUGCUCUUGGCAUCACCAGACCUGUGCCAACAAACACCUGUGUGGUUGCAGGCAUGGCUGCCAGUGUAAUUCUCUACACGACAAAGCAGACACUGACGGUGUCCGAGGUUAUCGAAGUCCUAGAAGUUCUUCUGAUCUUCGUCUAUCUCAGCCUGAUUGUGCUAUACCUGAUGCCACGCUGCUUCACACCUGGGGAGGCGCUCCUCAUCGUUGGUGGAAUAAGCUUUGUCGUCAACCAACUCAUCAAGCGCUCCCUGAAUCUGGCAGAAGUCAGAGGCGAUCCAGUGAACUAUUUCCUGCCUGUGGUAGUGGUGGGCUCGCUGUUGCUGGGUGUUUUCUUCGCCCUGCUCUUCUGCUUCAUGGAGUCAGAGACCUGGGUGUCAUCGCUCUUCUUUCACAUAAUGACGGCAGUUCUAGGUCUGGGAGUCCUCCUGCCAUGGCUUUCUCUUUUUAUUGGUCGACACCCCAUCAUGUGGCUGCUGGACUUUGUGACGUUAAAUGACAGAAGACUCAGUCUGUUGGGGUACUGGGUAUUCCUUGCCGUUGUGGCCACCUGUGUUGUGCUACACCAGAACUACCAGCGGCAGUCAGGCUCCAAAAAGUAUCAGGCCUCCACUGUUGUCAGGAAGUACUUUCAUCUGAUAGUAGUGGCCACAUAUGUUCCAGGGCUGCUCUAUGACAGACAGCUACUUCAUGUGGCCUCAGUUGGUUGUUUGGGAGUUUUCUUGGUUCUGGAGUACGUGCGUUACUUUCGUAUCAGACCAGUGGGGCAGCUGCUCAGGCAGCUUCUCACUCUGUUCUUGGACGAGCGCGACUCUGGGCCUCUCAUCCUGACUCAUAUCUACCUGCUGCUGGGUAUGUCUCUGCCCAUAUGGCUGUUUCCUGGACCGUGCGCUCCUAAAGGGAUACUCCCUGGUGCAGGGGGCCUGGUGCCCUACGCAGGUGUGCUGGCCGUGGGGGUCGGAGACACUGUCGCAUCUGUGUUCGGCAGCACCAUGGGAGAAAUCCGUUGGCCAGGAACUAAGAAAACAUUGGAGGGGACUGCAACGUCAGUGUUUGCCCAGAUCAUUGCUGUAGCCAUGUUUCUUAUAUUCGACAGCAGCAUCAAUCUGAACUCCACCUACUCAUGGAUUGUUGGCUCCAUCACCUUGGUGGCCAUGCUGGAGGCCUACACCUCCCAAAUAGACAACCUAUUUCUGCCACUCUACCUCUUCAUCCUGCUGCUGCUUUGAAUGAACAAAAAAACCCCAAACAAACCUUUUACAUUUUCUUGUGGGAGAGCAAGAGAAAAAAAAAGAUCUGUGGAAUUCAAAUGAAAGAAGACCCUUUAAGAAUCAUGAACUAUCUGAGUUUGUUGUGGAAACAAUGUCAGCAGUGGUGUGUGUUUUUUUUUUCUCGACCCUGAAGUAUUCAACAACUGAAACAGCCCUGUUUAUGCAAGUGUAGAUUUAGUUCAACAAAUGGUAAACGUUCCAAACUACAUAUGCUGCUUAAAGGCACAAAAUGGAUCACGAUAAAGGUUUUUUUUUUCUAAAUCUUUACUUUUUCUUUUAAAUUAAAAAAUUAAACUAAUUAAAAUCAUGCCUCUGUACUGCCUUUGAAGAACAUAAAUCAGCGAUCUUGACUUCCCAAUCAACAUGUCGUUUUUCAUAAUAUUUCCUUGUUUUGAUGGUGCCCAAUGGACCAUGAUGAGGGUUUAUUUUUUUGCCUUAAAAAAGAUACUGUACAUUUCUAUUGGACAAUACAUUUGAAGAUGCUGAAAAUGAAAGCAUGGCAGCCAUGAUCCCAGUUUCAACUUUGUACUCCUGCAUAACACUAAUGUGAAAUCCAGUACUGUUCCAUGUUCCCAAAUAUAAAGGACUUUACUUUUGUUUGGUAAUUUCACUUUGCUUCAUACUUUUCUGGUUUGAUGGGACCUCCUAACAUCUUUCCUUGUUAUACUGAGCCUCACACACCAACGUGGUUUUGACCCUGUAGAUAAACACCACUCCUGUCUUUUUAGUCUUAAUGGAAUUUUCCACGGUGUCGUCAGGAGAAAUCAUCAUUUCAAAACCAACCCAGUGUUUUCACAUCACAUGUCUUGUUUGUGUGUGAAGAACUUUGCUGUUGUUUAUGUAGUGACAACUGUUUAUUCGCAUGUUACUUUUUUCAUCCUCUUAACAUUUUUAGACAAUGUAAAAGCGCAUGAUAGGUGCAUCUAAGAAGAAAAGAUAAAGACAGAUUUUUAUUGCAUUGGAUUAUUGUACAUUUAGAAUGUGAAAUGAGUUGUUAAUCAAAGAAAUGGGAGUAAACAUUAACACAAAGGUUUGGUUUUCAGCUCUGCUUGGAAAUACUUUUUUAAAUGCUCUACUACUUGAAGUGUGGUCUUAAAGUGUUAACAUACCUCAAUCCAGAGAUUCACUUUUAUUUGUUUGUUAAAUUGCUGUAGGGAUUCCUGUGAUUUGAGAACGACCUUGGAUAAAAAGAAAAAUGCUGUUCUACGACCAGGCCCAUGCAGAGACUGUACGUAGAGAUGAAAAUGUUAUCUAUCAUUCAUUAAGUCUGGAAUUUUAAACAAAUGGAUAUGUUCAAUAAAACAAAUCUUUUUGACUUUUGUGAUUAGAAA